This is a messenger RNA of Prorocentrum cordatum, 1368 nucleotides long. Lineage: Eukaryota; Dinophyceae; Prorocentrales; Prorocentraceae. The record is from the annotation of a GenBank genome assembly.
AUGGCGUCCAGCUGGGGGUGGCAGCUCGAGCCCGGCCGACCGCGGGAGCUGGGCGUUGCAGAGGGGCACGUGCUGCACCUGACCCAGGUCUGCCUGGCCGGCGACCCCGCCGAGGGCGCCUCCGCGGCGCUGGCGGUGCUCGCGGGCGGCCAGCGGUUCCCGGCGGUGCGGCUCCGCGCGGGCGCCAGGGAGUCCGCCACGCUGGACCUGAUGUUCCGGAGCGCGGACGCCGCGUCGCUGGAGGUCGAGGGCGGCGCCGCCGUGUACGUGCACGGCCUGGACGAGGACCCCGCCAGGGCAACCGCGGCGGCACUCGGCAAGGCGCCCGCCGCCGCCGCGGCGGCGCCGCGCACAGCAGCCGCCACCGCGGCCGCCGGGCCGAAGGGCGGCGGCGCCGCCGCCGCGCAGGCGGCGCGGCCUCCGCCGAGGGAGGACCCCGCGCUGCCCCCGCGGAAGGAGAACAGCGCCGUGCCAGUUGCACCUUCCACGCCGAAGGCGGCGAAGCCAGAGCCCAAGGAGCAGCCCACCCCGGUCAAGGAGGCAGCCAAGCAGCAGGCUCCCAAGGGCAAUCCGCAGGUAUUCUUCGAGAUAGCGUUCGACGGCAAGCCCGUGGGCAAGGUCGUGUUCGAGCUGUUUGCGGACGUGGUUCCAAAGACGGCGGAGAACUUCCGGGCCCUUUGCACUGGCGAGAGGGGCCGCGGCCGCAGCGGCAAGCCGCUCCACUUCCUGGGCUCCGGCUUCCACCGCAUCAUCCCUGGCUUCAUGUGCCAAGGCGGCGAUUUUACGCGGGGCAACGGCACAGGCGGUGAGUCCAUCUACGGCGAGAAGUUCAAGGACGAGAAUUUCAAGCUGAAGCACACUGGCAUGGGUUGCCUGUCGAUGGCCAACGCCGGCCGCAAUACGAACGGCUCUCAGUUCUUCAUCUGCACAGGACCCACGCCUCACUUGAACGGCAAGCAUGUCGUGUUCGGGAAGGUCGUUUCUGGUAUAGACGUUGUGAAGAAGAUGGACAGGACGGGCAGCCAGAGUGGCCGGACGUCGUCCAAGGUCACCAUCAAGAAUUGCGGCCAGGUCGGGGGGGCGCAGCCUGCUUCGCAGGGUGGCCAGAAGCGCAAGAUCGACGACGUGGCGGAGGAGAGCACCACCGACGGCGAGGGCGAGGAAGAGGAGGACGACGGGAGCGACGACAGCGGCGACGUCUCGGACGCGGGCCGCAAAGGAGGCAAGAAAGGAGGCAAGGGCGGCAAGGGCGGCAAGGGCGGCAAGGGCGGCAAGGGCAAAGGCGGCAAGGGCGGCAAGGGCGGCAAAGGCUCGAAGGGUGGAAAGGGCAAGGGCAAGGGCAAGGGCAAGGGCAAGCGGAAGUUCUGA